This is a messenger RNA of Drosophila eugracilis, 1987 nucleotides long. RefSeq names its product lysine--tRNA ligase (gene LysRS). The coding region runs from base 45 to 1871 and encodes 608 amino acids. The transcript has 4 exons. Gene Ontology annotation, molecular function: tRNA binding; ATP binding; lysine-tRNA ligase activity. Gene Ontology annotation, biological process: lysyl-tRNA aminoacylation. Gene Ontology annotation, cellular component: mitochondrion; aminoacyl-tRNA synthetase multienzyme complex; cytoplasm. NCBI's taxonomy places the organism in Eukaryota, Metazoa, Arthropoda, Insecta, Diptera, Drosophilidae. The record is from RefSeq and is a predicted model, not a curated record.
UUUUUGUUAUUGGCCGCUGAUGAAAUACCGUGCUUAAAAUAACAAUGCUCGCCCGCUGCGUCCUUAAAGUAGUGCAGGAGGCGUGGCCCAGACCCAGCAAGAUUUGGGUCCCGGCCAUCGGCUUCCACGUGAGCGGCUGCCAAUUGCAGCCUAGCAAACAAACCAAACUUGAACUUAAGCGUCGCCUAAAGGCCGAACAAAAGGCCAAGGAAAAGGCAGAGAAGGCAGCCGCUGCUCCUGCAGAAGGAACCGCCGGUAAGAAGAAGAGCAGCGCCGCCGAAGAGGAGGAAAUCUCGCCCAACGAGUAUUUUAAGAUCCGAUCCGCCGCCGUUCAGGAACUUAAGCGUUCACCCAGCACGCAUCCCUAUCCACAUAAGUUCCAUGUGAGCAUCUCCCUGGAAGAUUUCAUCUCCAAGUACGAGAACAGUCUAAAGGAGGGCGACACUUUGGAGAAUGUGAGCCUGAGCGUGGCCGGCCGUGUUCAUGCAAUCCGCGAGUCGGGGGCGAAGCUCAUUUUCUACGAUCUGCGUGGCGAAGGAGUCAAGGUGCAAGUGAUGGCUAGCGCCAAGUCCUACAAAUCGGAGGCAGACUUUGAAACGGAUACUGCCAAGCUGCGGCGCGGCGAUAUUAUCGGCGUCAUCGGACAUCCCGGCAAGACUAAGAAGGGCGAGUUGUCUGUGAUGCCCACUGAGAUUAAACUGCUGUCGCCCUGCCUGCACAUGCUGCCUCAUCUGCAUUUUGGCCUUAAGGACAAGGAGACACGCUACCGUCAGCGUUACCUUGAUCUCAUUCUGAACAACAAAGUGCGCGAAAACUUCCAAGUCCGCGCCAAGAUUAUCUCGUACGUUCGCCAGUUUUUGGAUCGCCUCGGUUUCCUGGAGAUCGAGACACCAAUGAUGAACAUGAUCGCGGGUGGAGCCACUGCCAAACCCUUCGUAACGCAUCACAACGACCUAAAGAUGGACCUGUUUAUGCGCAUAGCUCCGGAGCUGUACCACAAGAUGCUGGUGGUAGGUGGUCUUGAUCGCGUCUACGAAAUCGGACGGCAGUUCCGUAACGAGGGCAUCGACCUUACUCACAAUCCAGAAUUUACCACGUGCGAGUUCUAUAUGGCGUAUGCCGACUACGCCGACAUUAUGGACAUCACCGAACAAUUAGUCUCUGGAAUGGUGAAGGCCAUUCGUGGAUCCUAUAAGGUCAUCUAUCACCCGGACGGUCCGGAGGGACCCGAGCAAGAACUUGACUUUACGCCACCCUUUAAGCGCGUGUCCAUGAUCAAAACGUUGGAGGAAAAGCUACAAGUUAAGUUCCCUGCGGCCGAUACAUUCAAUACGCCAGAGACGAAUCAGUUCCUGUCCCAGCUAUGCACCAAGCACCAGGUUGAGUGCCCCGCACCUCGCACCACCGCUCGAUUGCUGGACAAGCUCGUGGGCGAGUUUAUAGAAGAGUUCUGCGUAAAUCCCACGUUCAUCUGCGAGCACCCGCAGAUAAUGUCUCCAUUGGCCAAAUAUCAUCGCAGUAUUCCCGGUCUGACUGAGCGCUUCGAGCUCUUCGUGGCCAAGAAGGAGAUCUGCAACGCCUACACCGAGUUAAACGAUCCUGUAGUUCAGCGGGAGCGCUUUGAGCAACAGGCCAGUGAUAAAGCGGCUGGAGAUGACGAGGCCCAAUUGGUUGACGAGAACUUCUGCACGUCCUUGGAAUAUGGACUGCCGCCCACUGGCGGCUUCGGUAUGGGCAUCGAUCGGCUGGCUAUGUUCCUUACGGACUCCAAUAACAUUAAAGAGGUUCUACUGUUCCCCGCAAUGAAGCCAGAAGAGGCCAACCGCACUGCAGCAGAAACUGCUCCCGCCACCGCUGCCACCCAACAGUAGAGGUCUUCGGAUCACUCAACUCAAUCCUGAUUCUUGUACGUUACGCUCGUCACGGGCUAGUCCCAGUUGCUAAGUUAUUCAACGAAUAAAACUUUUUUCCAAUAUGUGAAACAUGA